ACACCAGUCCUCCUCUUCCUCCUCCUCCUCCUCCUCCUCUUCCUCCUCACACCCGUGCGCUUUUGCGCCCUCAGCCGUUUUUUCCCCCGGAGCCGGACGCGUCCUGUGGUGUGAAGCGUGGAAGAGCCGCGACACAGAGGGAGUGUCCUCACUAUCAUCUUCCAUCUGUGGACACUGAGGACUGACAGGAUCCUCCUUGGCUGUUCCUGCUUCAGUUCCUGCUGCUGCUGCUGCUGCUGCUGCUGAUGAUGAUGAUGAUGCCUCCUCCUCCUCUUCUGCGCGCGCUGGUCAUCUGUGGUGACCGCGCUCCGUGUGGUUGAUGCUGGACGUGGUGACCCGUCACUGACUGACUGUACAGCGGAUAAACGAAGAGAUUAAAGAGGAGGAACGAGAAGAGAAGGGGUGAGGAGUGAGAGGAGAAGAGAAGAUGGGGAGCACGACCUCCUGCUGCGUGUGCGUCAGCCCCAAGCUCCGCAGAAACGCGCACUCCAGGCUGGAGUCUUUCCACCAGGAGUCCGACCUGAGCAGAGAGGAGACGGGCGGUAACCUGCAGCACAUCAGCGACAGAGAGAACGUGGACGAGUUAAACCUGGAUUAUAAUCCCUCAGAUCAUCCGCGCGUCAGCACCAUCUUCCUCAGCAAAUCCCAGAACCACGUGCACGAAAAGAGAAAAAGCCUUUUCAUCAAUAAUAACGGAUCUCUGAGGAGGAAAUACAGCUCGUGUUCCACCAUCUUCCUGGACGACAACACAGUCAGUCAACCCAACCUCAAAUACACCAUCAAAUGUGUAGCGCUGGCGAUUUACUACCACAUAAAAAACAGAGACACAGACAGACGAAUGCUGCUCGACAUAUUUGAUGAAAAACUUCACCCGCUCUCGAAAUCUGAGGUUCCGUCAGAUUAUAACCAGCACGACCCGGAGCAGCGUCAGAUCUAUCGCUUCGUCAGGACUUUGUUCAGUUCGGCUCAGCUCACGUCUGAGUGCGCCAUCGUCACACUGGUUUACCUGGAGCGGCUCAUGACCUACGCCGAGAUCGACAUCUGUCCAGGGAACUGGAAGAGGAUCGUUCUGGGCGCCAUCCUGCUGGCGUCCAAGGUCUGGGACGACCAGGCUGUCUGGAACGUGGACUACUGUCAGAUCCUCAAGGACAUCACCGUGGAGGACAUGAACGAGCUGGAGCGUCAGUUUCUGGAGCUGCUGCAGUUCAACAUCAACGUGCCGUCCAGCGUCUACGCCAAGUAUUACUUUGACCUGCGGUCGCUCUCCGAGUCCAACAACCUCAGCUUCCCUCUGGAGCCGCUCAGCAGGGACAAGGCCCAGAAACUGGAGGCGAUUUCCAGAUUAUGUGACGACAAGUACAAGGACGUUCGUAAAGCGGCGAGGAAACGCUCGGCCAGCGUGGACAAUCUCUGUGGAAUCAGAUGGGUUCCUGCAAUUCUCUCCUAACCACGAAGAACUGCCAUAACCUGAAGACCAUACAACUUUAGUCUGGAUACUUGGAUGAAAACCGGGCACUCAGGACCUCACACCUUCAAGCUCGAGGCGAGAAACUGAAAACCACUGAGGUGGUAAAUGAUGGAGAGAAUUUUCACUGAACUUCUAACGUGAUGCCUUCCCAGUGCCUCAAAAAACAAAAACAAAAAACAAAGGACGUCCUCGAACAACAGCCUUCAAACUUCCUCUCACUUUACAAACCUGCUCUUUUUCAGGUUUGAGGUCUGAAACAUUCUUUUGUGCCUCAAGGACGUUAGCGUAGCACUGGAAUUUGUACCCAUUAUAUUCAUGUCCUCUCAAAGGUCUUCAUAGUAUAACAAACACAUAAGCAAGGUUUUCUUUUGUUGGAAAUCUGUAAAAUAAGGUUUUCUGUAAGUAUUUCCACUGUAACUCUUUGAUUCUCAGGUAGUCGUUUUAGUUUAGUUUGUUCACUGAUUUGUUUGAUUUUUGACAUUUGAAUAUGAAACACAUGUAAAAGGUCGGGUCAUACUUACCGUGUUUCAUUCAUUAUUACGAGGAUUCUUGUCAGUCAAACGUUCCACAGUUGUAGGAAGUUGUGUGUUUUCUUGUUCUCCUUUAGCACUGACUUGUAAAUACGUGGGAGCUGGAGGACUUCCACACGUAACCUCUAACAGGUGUCCAUGGUUACCGUCUUUGUUGUUGUCUCUUUUCUCCAAAACCAACAGGAAAGUGUUGCAUGCACAGUGGGCCAGAUGCCUCAGAUGCCUCAUGACAUAUUUCCGGUUUUAAAUCAUGCAUCUCACUCGACUCACAUCUAUUUUCACUCUUCAAAGUGAGUUUUCAGGACUAGAAGAACUGUGCACGCUGUUGUCUCCCACGUUGUACGCACGGCUUCGGCCACAUUUAAUGGAGUACAUAGUUUCCAUGGCUUCCUGACCCAAAACAACUUAGCGGGAACAACGGCUGGUAAACUUACGACGGGAAAACCUUCACACAAUCUCUAAGUUUUUAAGUUCUGUAGCAGACAUUUGCCUAUUACGGUCCGCAUAGAAUCAGAUUCACAGAACUCACGCGACCCCAAAGACACUCGCAUAUAUGAGUGUGAACAGAACCCAGUUCUUGUACAAGCACAAACUCUAAGAACCAUAAUAAGUUACAACAUGAAAUGGACAGUUUAUCAGACGCUACGUUCGUGCGCCACAACGCCACUACCGGCUUCCCACAGGUGCUUGAAAUCCUUGUACUUACUUAGUUUCCAUGGCUUCCCGACUCAAAAUGACUUGGAGGAAACAAUGGCUGUUAAACUUGUGCUGGGAAAACUCUUCACACACUAAGUUCUGUCGCAGACAUUUUGCAAACAGAUUCACGGAACUCAAGCGGACGUGGAGAGUAUGACCAGAGAGUGUGAACAGAACCGUUCUUUGGACAAACACAAACACUUAGAACCACAAUAAGUUACAACAUGCAAUGAGUUUCCUUCAGAAUUUGUCGACAGUUUAUCAGACGCUAGGUUUUUUAGCUGCGACCCCAAAUCCAGUAAAAAUCGUGACAAGAGCAAAUUUGUGCACCACUUUACGGGUCCUUGAAAUUCAUUUAAAGUUUUUGAAUACUGCCCUAAAUAGACAUUGAAGGUCAUUGAAAGUGCUUGAAUUUUGGGUGAGAAAGAAGUUCGGUUUAUUAUAUUUAUUAUUAGUAUUAUAUUAUAUUUUAGGUUAAAUGUCUCCCUUGUUUGUUACGACGCCGCCUAGUGUUUCCUACCCUGCAUUGCUUGAUGUACAUAGACGAGGCCUAUAAUCACAAGCGGUGUUGUGGACACUGUCCACUGUCUCUCCACGGUUGACGUGAGAGUCCGUGCAGAAAAACGAGCGAGUAAAGUUAAAGUAAGAGAGAGCAAAUGACGAAAAUGAGGGGAUUGUUCCUGGAAAAAUCUGUGAAAAGACUUCAGAACCUCUGUAACACCUCAUAUAAUCUUCCAAGAGAUGUUUGGUAAAGUAACUGCAACUCAAAUGUGUGCAUGUUAUUUAAAAACGUAUGCACAUUCAUUUAAUAGCAAAUUUGUUUGGGGACCCAAAAAUAAUUUCCCAUGGCCCGUCUGUGGGACCCGAACCCAGAGUGGUCACACGUGCACAGCCCACAGUGGGCAUCACAGCUCAAAUAGAUAUAAAAGAAAUCCUUGUUGAGAUUAUUCAUCUGGAGAAAGUCAUUCCAAUAAUAUUCAUUAAGUGAUGGACAGAGACAUUGUUUAAAGAUAAAAUGAAAAACAUUCUUUUAUUUGUUUGUCAACCAAAUGGAGAAUAACACAAAUUAUUAAAUGCACUCGUACUUUUUUUAGUCUCAGUAAAAAUUCUAUUAAAUAAACUCUGCUGAGCCACAAACUUAAUAAUAUUCAAACUGACGCCACUUUUACCGUUUGUAUUAUACUGUAUUAUUUGUAUUAUUAUAUUAUAUUAUAUUA
Solea senegalensis (Senegalese sole) is the source of this 3911-nucleotide messenger RNA. Its product is annotated as cyclin-Y-like. Gene Ontology annotation, cellular component: plasma membrane; cytoplasmic cyclin-dependent protein kinase holoenzyme complex. Gene Ontology annotation, molecular function: cyclin-dependent protein serine/threonine kinase activator activity; protein kinase binding. Bases 428 to 1447 code for a protein of 339 amino acids. The transcript is spliced from 10 exons. Gene Ontology annotation, biological process: regulation of cyclin-dependent protein serine/threonine kinase activity; regulation of canonical Wnt signaling pathway. The record is from RefSeq and is a predicted model, not a curated record. NCBI's taxonomy places the organism in Eukaryota, Metazoa, Chordata, Actinopteri, Pleuronectiformes, Soleidae.